This is a messenger RNA of Solanum lycopersicum (tomato), 1493 nucleotides long. Its product is annotated as patatin-like protein 1. The record is from RefSeq and is a predicted model, not a curated record. Gene Ontology annotation, molecular function: glycerophospholipase activity; monoacylglycerol lipase activity. Gene Ontology annotation, biological process: lipid metabolic process. Lineage: Eukaryota; Viridiplantae; Streptophyta; Magnoliopsida; Solanales; Solanaceae.
ACCUAAACUUAUGAAUCCAAGCCAAUAUUAAGUUAUUCUUUUUCCUCAUCAGUCAUUAAACUAAAGAACAUUAUGGGUAGAAUUUUCGUAGCUGCACUAACUUUAUUAGUAACCCUUCAAGUUUUACAUAUUCCUAUAGCUUUUGCUGCUACAACAGGAAAGAAAAUAACAAUUUUGAGCAUUGAUGGAGGUGGUAUCAGAGGAAUUAUUCCUGGCACCAUUCUUGCUUUCCUUGAAUCCAAACUUCAGGAACUUGAUGGACCAAAUGCAAGAAUUGCGGAUUAUUUUGAUGUUGUAGCUGGAACAAGCACAGGUGGAUUAAUAGCCACCAUGCUAACAGCUCCAAACAAAGAUAAUCGUCCUUUAUAUGCAGCUAAAAAUAUUACAAAUUUCUACAUGGAUCAUGGCCCUAAAAUAUUUCCUGAGAGCAGUCGCACCAGCUUUUUGAAAAGGCUAGCAAAUAUAUUUGGAGGGCCAAAAUAUGACGGAAAAUAUCUGAGAACGUUAGUUAGAUCGAUAUUAGGCAAUCUUACUGUGACACAAACAUUGACUCAAUUAGUCAUCCCAUCUUUUGAUAUCAAGCGCCUUCAAGCCGUGGUCUUCACAACUAGUGAUGCCAAAGCGCAUGUCUCUAAAAAUGCUUUACUAUCGGACGUAUGCCUUAGUACCUCAGCAGCACCAACUUAUUUCCCUGUACAUUAUUUUGAAACAAGGGAUUCUCAAGGCAAAACACGUACAUUUGAUCUUGUUGAUGGAGGUGUAGCUGCAAAUAAUCCCACUCUAGUAGCAAUAACUCAAACUUCAAAAGAAAUGAUGCUGGGUAAACUACAAAACGCGGGGUUGAAACCCAUGGAUUGCAAGAAAAUGUUGGUUCUAUCACUAGGCACAGGUAUAGCAAAAGAUGAAAAGAAGUAUAGCGCCGCGGCGGCUUCAACAUGGGGUGUACUUGGUUGGUUGUACAACAAUGGUGCAAGUCCAUUACUAGACGUUUAUGGUGAUGCAAGUUCUGAUAUUGUCGAUGUGCAUCUCUCUACCAUAUUUCAGUCCCUUGAUAGCCAAAACAAUUAUCUUCGAAUUCAGGAUGAUAGUUUGAGUGGGGAGGCUGCAUCUAUGGAUGUUGCAACUAAAAAGAACAUGGAGGCACUUGUACAAAUUGGUAAUGAUCGAUUGAAGAAGGGUGUUUCAAGGGUUAAUUUAGACACUGGACGUUAUGAAGAAGUUAGUGGAGAAGGGACCAAUGAAGAAGCACUUAUUCGUUUUGCUAAGUUGCUUUCAGAGCAAAGAAAAAUUAGGCAACCAGUUGACGAGUUCAUUUCCAUUAGAAAAAUACUCUAAAUAAUAGAAAACUACUCUUACAAUUACUAUUUCAUUUUCAUAGUUUUAAGACUUCUUUUUAAAUUUAUAUGAUUUGGAUAAAGGUAGACGUGGCUUGCUUAUCAAUUAUCAUGUACACAAUGCUUUUCAAAAGAAAAUAAAUUACUCCACUUAUAAUA